AUGGGGUACCCAAGCUCGGAAAUAUCCCCAGUCUCUUCUUUAAUUAGCAAAGAGCUUUUUGACACAAUAUUUCUACACAAAGAUGAUGAUGCAUGCCCUGCCAAGAACUUUUACACAUACGAUCCUUUCAUCAAUGCAUCGGGUUGCUUUCCCAAAUUUUGUAGAACAGGAAGUUUAACCAAACGAAAGCGCGAAAUUGCUGCUUUUCUUGGUCAGAUAUCCUAUGAGACCUCAGGUUGGUGGCCUAACGCAACGGAUGGACCUUAUGCUUGGGGCUUGUGUUAUAAAGAGGAAAUUAGUCCAAAAAAUGAUUACUGUAACUCCAGCAACCAAGAAUGGCCGUGCUUCCCUGGCAAAUCUUACAAAGGAAGAGGCCCCAUUCAAAUAACUUGGAAUUUCAAUUAUGGUCCUGCUCGAAAGGCCUUAGGAUUUGAUGGACUAAAGAACCCCGAAAUUGUAGCAAAUAGCUCCUUAAUUGCUUUCAAGACAGCUCUAUGGUUCUUGAUGAGUGAGCAGAAGCCUAAGCCCUCAUGUCACAAUGUCAUGGUUGGAAGAUAUAUCCCCACAAAAGCUGACAAAGAAGCCAAUCGAACAGUUGGAUAUGGGUUGUUAACCAACAUAAUCAAUAGACAUGAAUGUGGAAACCCCAAUGAUAGACGAUUUAACGAUCGGAUUGGCUAUUUUCAGAGAUGCUAA
Molecule: messenger RNA, 696 nt
Organism: Quercus robur (English oak)
Lineage: Eukaryota; Viridiplantae; Streptophyta; Magnoliopsida; Fagales; Fagaceae
Product: chitinase 10-like
Exons: 2
Coding region: 1-696 (231 amino acids)
Biological process (GO): chitin catabolic process; carbohydrate metabolic process; cell wall macromolecule catabolic process
Molecular function (GO): chitinase activity
Source: RefSeq, a predicted model, not a curated record